Messenger RNA from Gekko japonicus, 5475 nucleotides. RefSeq lists its product as uncharacterized. The transcript has 12 exons. The record is from RefSeq and is a predicted model, not a curated record. Gene Ontology annotation, molecular function: RNA polymerase II cis-regulatory region sequence-specific DNA binding; DNA-binding transcription factor activity, RNA polymerase II-specific. NCBI's taxonomy places the organism in Eukaryota, Metazoa, Chordata, Lepidosauria, Squamata, Gekkonidae. Gene Ontology annotation, biological process: regulation of transcription by RNA polymerase II. Bases 177 to 5411 code for a protein of 1744 amino acids.
UUGUAUGAAGAGGCUGGAGCCGGACGGUUUAGGGUGCAAAACGGCGGGGAGAAACGGGAGGAGCCGAGAAGGAUCCGGAACAAGGCACUGUUUAUAGUAUCUUCCUCCUAUUUACAAGUCUAAAAGCCGGGAUUGAACAGCCACGAGGUUACAGGUCUUGGAAUGAGACAGAGGACAUGCUUACACCACAGGAAAGCCCUCUGCAUGAGAAAAAGCAAAAGAUGUCAUCAGGAUGUACUGAAGAAAGAAUGUCCUUGUUCCAUCAGCAGGGAGAUGAUGUUGAAAGCCAGCAUGGAAACUCAGCAGGGAAGAGAUCUGAGAAAUCUACUUCUUGCCCAGUGGUGUACAAAGAAUGCAGUGACUCAGAUGAGCACCAGAUAAUCCAUAAUAUUGACAAGGACUGUGGGACUGAACGUGCAAAAAGCUGCAAUCAGAGCUCGAUGCUCAUUCCAUGCGAUGAAAUGAAUAUGGUUGAGAAACUCCACAAAUGUCUGGAAUGUGGGAAAAGCUUCCAUUACAGAUCCAACCUUGUGGCGCAUGAGAGGACCCACACAGGAGAGAAACCUUUUCAGUGCGCCCACUGUGAAAAACGGUUUCGUUUGAGCUCACAUCUCUACAGGCAUCAGAAGCUGCACACGGCCGAGCAGCCGUACACGUGUCCGGACUGUGGGAAACUCUUCCGCCACAAAACCAGUUUUGACGCGCAUCAGAGAACCCACACGGGAGAGAAGCCUUUUGUGUGUUUGGACUGUGGGAAGAGCUUCACUCAUCAGUCGGGCCUCAUUGUCCACAAAAGAACCCACACAGGAGAAAAACCAUACUGUUGCACCAAGUGCGGGAAAAGCUUUGUCGAUAGAUCGACCUUGGUGGCGCACGAGAGAGCGCAUAGGGGAGAGAAGCCGCAUAAGUGUGCUGAGUGUGGGAAGACAUUUAUUCACAGAUCCAGGCUCAUUGUCCACGAGGAGACCCACACAGGAGAGAAACCGUAUAAAUGUUCAGACUGCGGCAAAAGCUUCAGUUUAAGCUCCGCCCUCCUCACGCAUCAGCAGAUACAUAUCGGGGAAAAGCCCUACCAGUGCUCAGACUGUGGUAAAAGCUUCGUGCAGAGAGGAAACCUUGUGGCCCACGAGAGAACCCACACGGGAGAGAGGCCGUAUAAAUGCCCGGACUGUGGGAAGUGUUUCAUUGUUAGCUCCAGCCUUCGAACACACCGAAGGACCCACACGGGCGAGAAGCCCUACGAAUGCUCGGACUGCGGGAAGAGCUUCAGUCAGAGUUCGGUCCUUAUGAGGCACCAGAGGAUCCACACAGGCGAGAAGCCGCACGAGUGCUUGGAUUGCGGGAAACGCUUCUCUCAGCGGUCGAGCCUGAUUUCACACACACGGACCCACGUGCGAGAGAUGCCAGACUGGCCGACAGCAGCAGCCCCACAGCAAGUGAAAUGCGACACUGGGGAGAGGUUGCAACAACGCUGGGAGGCCCAGUUGCAGGAGUUCCUGAGGACACUGCAGGCCUCUGACUCUGAACGGGGGAACCCACAGAUGUCUGAGGAGCCCACGCCUUGGGACGACGCUCAGGCUUUCCUGGCCUCUUUUGAGCAAGUUGUGUCGGCGUGCCGCUGGCCUCGAGACAAGUGGGUCACCUUUCUCUUGCCGGCCCUCAGCGGAGAAGCUGAGCAGGCUUUCAGCAGCCUCAGUGUCCGAGACAGAGAGGAUUAUGGGAAGGUGAAGGCCGCCAUCUUGCGAAGAGAAGCCGUCGUGAGGGAGAGGCAGCGUCAGUGCUUCAGACAGCUUUGCUAUCAAGAGGCAGAGGGGCCGAGAGCGGUUUAUAGUAGACUUCAGCAACUUUGCCGUCAGUGGCUGAAAGCGGAGAGGCACUCAAAGGAGGAGAUCUUGGAGCUGCUGAUCCUGGAACAGUUCCUGACCGUCUUGCCCCAGGAAAUGCAGAGCUGGGUCCGGGAACAUGGCCCAGAGUCCAGCACACAGGCCGUGGCCCUGGCCGAGGAUUACUUGUCGAAGCAGCGGCAAGAGGCUGAGAAGCAGCAGCAAAAAGCACCAGAGUUGGAGGCGGAUGAAUUCAAAGGGCUGCAGGCUGCGCAAUACGAGGAUGAGCAAGCCAGCCUGCUCAAAGCAUUUAGGUUCAGAUAUAUGGUUUCAAAUCAACCGUGCUCUGCAGCGCCGUUUGAACGUAAAAUUGCACACAUUUUGGCAUUCAAGAAAACCAAAGCGUAUCCAAAGGAUAUGAGUAAAAGCAAGCGACAGACCUUUAGGCGUUUGACAAAGAAAUAUGCCCUGAAAGGAGGAGAACUAUUUUACGGGAAGCGAUUAGUUGUCCAAACUCGGCGCGAUGCCCAGCGGAUCUUCGCUGACUUUCACAGCAGUAGCCAUGGGGAACACAGAGGCAUUAACAAAACCAAGAUGGCAAUAAGGCAGCAAUAUUACUGGCCAGGAAUGACACAGGAUAUAGGAGCAUGGGUUUUGGUUCCAUUGGCGGAGGCAGUGGCAGACUCUUCCGAGGCAGGCCAGGUUCGGCUGCCGGAUGCCUGGACUGGCAGGGAAGCCAAGCAGAAGUACAGUGAAGAGGUGACCUUGCCAGGUAAUGGGCAGCAGUGGGAGAAUGAGGGGGUUUCCCUCCCUCAGGAAGGCAUUGAACAAACAGAACUAAUUAUGGCAUCUUCAGGAAGAAUUGAAAACUUCCAGAAUAAGCCGAAAAGAAUGACUGUGAGCGAGCAGGGAAACCAACAUGAGAGGGAUGUGGAGGAAUCUAUUUUCUAUGCAAAAGAGGGAAAUGAAGCCAAAGUACAGCAAACAAUCUCCUACUCUGAGGUAAAAAAUGCAUCUUCUGACCUUAUGAAACCCCAGAAUGUUCACAUUGAAGAGAAAGCACACCUGUCUUGUGUCAGGAACAGCUUUGAUUACAGACAGAACCACAUUAUUCAUGAGAGAAUCCACCUGGGAGAGACUAAAGUCUUCAAAUGCACCCACAGUGGGAAAAGCUUUAGCCACGUCUCCAGCUGUAAGGAACACCUGAGAACCCAUGCUGUGCAGGCCCUGUAUCGAUGCUGUUAUUGCGGCAAAAACUUUGGCCAGGGUUCCGUCUUCCGGGAACACGUCAAGACCCACACGGGCGACAGACCAUACAGGUGCUUGGAUUGUGGGAGAAGCUUCAACCGGAAGUGUUACCUGACGAUCCACGAGAGGUUGCACAGGGGAGAGAACCCGUACAUGUGCAUCCAUUGCGGGAAGAGCUUCUCUAAGGGGUCGAAGCUGGUCAUCCAUGAGCGAAUCCACACGGGUGAGAACCCCUACAUUUGCUCGGCGUGCGGGAAGAGCUUCAAUCAGAAGGGCAACCUCGUGACCCACAUGCGGAUUCACACGGGCGAGAAACCGUACAAAUGCACCCAUUGCACGAAGAGGUUCAGUCAGAAGGCGGGCCUUCGUUCGCAUGAGAAAACUCACAUGGGAGUCAAAAGAACCGUUCUGGAUGCCCUGGAAAGUUUAGCCUGCUCGUUUCUGUACAUUGAACACCUCUUAGAAGCACAACAGCAGGCCAGGCGGUACGUUCUACCGUUCGUCGCCCACCCUUCGGUACUGGAUGAGAAGACUUCCAAAAGAAGCCCCCUUGCGCUGGGUGAAAUAUCAGAGUGCUGCCUGGACGUGGGGGGCCUCCCCUCAGGACGGCUGGACACAGAGGAGGGAACGGCACCAGCUCUGAAAAUGGAGGAGCAGGCCCCAGCCGGCUCCGGGCUGUGGGAAGGGAAGCAGGGAGAGGCCAAGAAAGGGCCGCCGCAGGUGGUGCACGCGGGCAGCAUCGGGACCUUCCUGAGCAAAGGGCCCCCGCCCCAGGUGAAACGAGAGCCGGACGAGGUCCCCCAGCAGCACUGGGAAGCCCAGUGGCAGGAGUUCCUCAGGAGCGUGCAGGCCCCUGACCCGGGACAACUGCCUCAGCCCGCGUCGGGGAGUGACUCAAAGGAUUUCCAGGCCUCCUUCAAAGGCGUCGUCAAUGCCCCGCAGUGGUCGAGAGGAGGCUGGGCCGCCCAACCCCUGCCGAGCCUCGGCGGAGAAGGCCGCAGGGUGUACCGGAGCUUGGACUCCUUCGCGAAAGUCAAGGAAGAGAUUCUGAGCGAGGACACCGUCCGCCUGGAGAUGCGGCGCCAGCAGUUCCGGCAGUUCUGCUACCAGGAGGCCAAAGGGCCCCGGGAGGUUUGCGACACGCUGCGGGAGCUUUGCCGUCAGUGGCUGAAGCCGGAGCGACGCACCAAAGAGCAGAUCCUGGAGCUGCUCGUCCUGGAGCAGUUCCUGAUCAUCCUGCCCUUGGAGAUGCAGAGCUGGGUCCGGGAGAGCGGGCCGGAGAGCUGUGCCCGUGCUGUGGCCCUGGCAGAGGACUUCCUGGUGGGCCGGCGGGACAGCAAGAGAUGGGGGCUGCAGGUACCUGUGCCUUUUGCGGAGGUGGCUGUGAAUUCCGCCGAGGCGGGCCAGGUUCCGUCAGACACUUGGAACCGGCAGCUUUGCAGAGCAGCCAAGCAGGAGUUGGGCAAAGAAGGAAGCCUUCUGGGCAAUGGGCCGCUGGGAGAUUCCUUCCGUCAGGAGGCUUCUGAUCAAGUGGAACCACACGAUGCGUCCAUGAGAAUAGGCUUAGUUUUCCAACAUUAUGAAGAAGGAAUGAUGGCCUUGGGGCAGCAAGGGGCAGCGGCAAAGCAGACGAAGGACACAGAAAGCAGGAUAGCUGAAGCUCUUCCCUCUUGGGAAGGUGACUUUCACGAGAAAGAAACCAAAAGGCACAACUGUGAGGGGCUAAAAAUGAGCGCUAACAGUGGUGAAGGAAGCUUCAGACCAAGUGGAGACCUUCUUAAACAAGAAACGGUCCCCGCGGACAAGAAGCCCCUCAGGUCCUCACACUGUGGGGAAAUCUUCCCUCAGAGUUCCAGCCUCAUUGCCCACGAGAGAAGCCACAUGGGGGACAGGCGCUUCAAGUGUUCCGAGUGUGGGAAGAGCUUCAAUCAGAAACGGUACUUGACGGGGCACAAGCGGAUCCACAAGGGGGAGACCCCGUACAAAUGCUCGGACUGCGGGAGGAGUUUCAAUCGCAAGUGGAACCUCAUAGCCCACAAGAGGAUCCACUCAGGGGAGAACCCCUACAAGUGCUCGGACUGUGGGAAGACGUUCAGUCAGAAGGGGAACCUCAUGACCCACGUGAGGAUCCACACAGGGGAGAAACCGUACAAAUGCGCCGAGUGUGGGAAAAGAUUCAGUCAGCGGGCAGGCCUUACUUCACAUCGGAAAAGCCAUAUAAAAAUCGACACUGUUGGAAAAGCUACUGUGGGCUAUCUGAUCUUCUUAAACCUAAGUGACUCCAAACAAGAGGGGAGUCCUGUGCAAGCUCAGCGAGUGGAGACAAGUUUGCCUUCUUGAACACAACCGGUUUUACAUUUGAAAAAAGUUAAUCUGCAUAGGCGAUAACUCUUUUUUUUUUUAA